AUAGUCGAUAGUUUUGUGCAAUCGUUACACUGAACUGUAACAAACAGAAUAAAAACAAAGAAUAAGCUUUGCGGAUUUUUGAUAAUUGUUUAUAUAGUGUAAUAGCACAAUUGUUGCGAUGUCACGUCGCAGCCAAGACAUACCGAUACGCCCACGCUACGGUUACAGCGAAGAGGCUGACGGCGAGGAUGCCACCACCAGCCACAAGCAGCGAAAUAAUGCCUGCACACCUGCUUCCUACUCCGAGAUACCUUUUCUGGCCCAAUACGCAGGUGCUGUGCCUGAUUAUGUGCUUCAGGAUCUAACACCUACAGCUGGCAAGGUGCCACCAGCAGGGAACGAUAGCUACACGAACUUGGAUUCAGGCGAGGAUGAGAACGAGGAAGAGGAGGAGGACGAGGACGAGGAUCCCAGCAAUAGCAACUCGAAGGAUUCGAAAGACAGCUCCAACGAGCUGAGCAAGCACAGCAGUCGUCCACAGGCGACUCAGUCCAGCUUUCCCUAUGAGCUCGAAGGCGCAUUGGCUUCCAGCUCGGGGGCCAUGCAUCAUUUUGUUGCCCACAAUCUGGAGUCAAAGCUGCGCGCUGCCACGGAACAUAGCAACAACUUAGACUCGGCACCCAUCUCCAGAUUUCUGCAAUCGCGGAAUGUGCCUGAAGUCGAUGGCAACGUCCUCAGUGAUAUCGAGCUGGAGGCGCAAUAUCUAGCGUCAUCUGUGGAUAAUCUAAUCGAAAACUUGGGCAAUCUAUUGCACUCUAUUAGCAGCAUCACUGCCGACAAUGUCGAGGUACACAAAAAUGCAGUAAAGAAGCUUACAGAUGCCCUGGAUGCGAAUAUCAAGUGUCAAUAUCAGCUCUUAGCUAAGACGGAGGAAAUAACCAAGUCGAUGCGACCCACCGAGCAGCUCAGUGUGCGCAUUCGCGAGAUCAAGCGACUCGUAGAUAUGCUGGACAAUUCAAUGUAGGAGGAAGUCAGCGGCGGGAUUGGAGGUGUGGAGCUCGCUGCUGCAUUUGAGCAGGAAUUGAAUACGCCCUGUGCUUUUCUUUAAGCCUUAGCAUUCCAAUUUGUUACUAUGCUAGUCAUUUUAUUAUAUUCAAUUAGUUUAAAUCAAAAACAUUAGUAUUAAAGACUAUCAAAUUUUAAAACGAGCGCCAAUUUGAGAAAUCGAUAAUAAAUCGAUAAGGACAGGAUUUUU
Molecule: messenger RNA, 1195 nt
Organism: Drosophila hydei
Lineage: Eukaryota; Metazoa; Arthropoda; Insecta; Diptera; Drosophilidae
Gene: BORCS6
Product: BLOC-1-related complex subunit 6
Exons: 3
Coding region: 119-964 (281 amino acids)
Biological process (GO): lysosome localization
Cellular component (GO): BORC complex
Source: RefSeq, a predicted model, not a curated record